Messenger RNA from Mercenaria mercenaria, 1041 nucleotides. Its product is annotated as complement C1q-like protein 4. The transcript is spliced from 3 exons. Gene Ontology annotation, molecular function: protein binding. The coding region runs from base 81 to 674 and encodes 197 amino acids. The record is from RefSeq and is a predicted model, not a curated record. NCBI's taxonomy places the organism in Eukaryota, Metazoa, Mollusca, Bivalvia, Venerida, Veneridae.
AAAUUGCCAGACUGUUGUCUACGACAUAAUCUCUCGGAGGUUUUACAAGUUUACACGUUGUUUCACAUAGGAAAAUAAUCAUGUUUGUGAUUUUCAUAAUCAGCAUUUCGCUACAGUUGAUUGGUUUUACGAAGGGUGAUAGUGAUAUUGAACCUGGUCAGUGUUUAUCCAGGUAUGACUACGACUACAAAGUCAUGAAGCAGCUUGUUGACCUUACGACAGAACUUCAAGAACUGAAGAAGAAAAUCCCUCAAGGACAACUUUCAGUCGCAUUCAUGGCACAGCUUUCAGAAAGUAUUGUGAAUCCGCCGCAAGGAAGUGUAAUCGCUUUCGACUCGGUUUUAACAAACGUCGGCGAGGCUUAUAAUGCAGGUACAGGAACCUUUGUUGCGGACGUCGAUGGCAUCUACAGCUUUCAUCUAUUCGCUUCAUCCCCAAAGAAAGACGUAGGUAACUGGCUUCACAUGUUCAUCAUGAGAAACACGGAGCAGGUUGGUUACGUGUAUUUAGACGAUAACAACGACCGCUGGGCUGGCAGAUCCACUACUGUUGUUGUACACUUACAUCAUGGCGACAAAGUGAAUGUGAAGAUGGCACGCACUAGGGGUUCCGGUACACUCGCUGGAUGUUGCUUCCAUACGCAUUUCGGUGGUUUCCUUAUUAGCCAGGAUUAAAAGAAAAUAUGAACAUUGUGUUGUUUGAGCACGUACACAAAAGUGUUACCUUUGCUUAAACGACAACAAAUGAUUAUAACAUUGAGAAUGACAAAUAUCUAUGAUUUAUUUUCACGAAGAGACUGAUUGCAAUUAAACGAAUGGCCUGUAGUUUUCUAAGCAGUUUCAAUUGUCACGUUGACGUAUUGCAUGUUUCGAACAAAUUCAGGUUUGAAAAAAAAAAAGAUAUUCUGUUUCAGUAAAUUGUGAUUCGGAGUAUGUAUAAAGCACUAAACCCUUAAAUGCGCUUCAUGUUGUUUUAAAUAGUGCAUACACGACAUGUUUUAUGAGACUGAAUUUAUUUACAAUGCUAUAUAUAAAAUGAAAA